AUUCUAUAAUAAAUUACAGACUAGGAAGUUGGCCUUAUUUUGUCACUUUAAGGAACACAUUAGGGAUUUGGUUAAAGAUUUGCCUCAUCUUUAACCAAAACCCUAACUUGCUAAAAUCCUUCAAGCUAAAGUGACCUUUAUGUAAAUCUUUACUAGGUUUAUAUAUUCAAAACACAUACCUUGAUCCGGCAUUGUGACAAUUACUGUACUGGAAUUCUGCAGCAGGCUCCUUGACUGGUUCACCGGUUUAGGCAGAUUUGCAGUAGGGUAGUUUCUCUAUACUAUACGGCUCUUGAAUCUCUUCUUGAUGGGGUAGAAUGAUAUGAGAAUGUUUAUGCCGUUAGCAUAGGGACCUCCCUUUUAUAGGUAUAGUUUAAGAAUCCUCCUCAUCAUGGAUUACUUAAACUCCUUUAACCAUAAGGAUUAGGUAUCUCAAUCCAUUUAGAGUUAGGAAACCUUAAGCACAUGUAUUUAUCUAAAACAGUCAUAUAUCAAGCCUUAAAAUUAAUCGAUCCAUGUAAUCCUAAUUGACAUUGAACUAGUUAUCCUUAAGUGAUUAGAAGACCAUCUUAGAGUUUGUAUUAGAAUGCAAAUCUUACACUUUAUUCGUCCCCGGUGUAUUGGUAGAGGGUGGAGGAGGGGUCACUCGGUUUGCCGCCAGCACCUGGCCUCACGUCCUCCCUCUCCAUUUGAGAUGAAAUGGUUGAGAUAUUUUUGAAUGUUUGUUGCUCUGUGGUUAUCCUUGACCAGCCAACAAGUCAUGGAAUCCUUUCUAACUAUUAUUUUCUUCCUGCCAUGUUCUUUGCAUUGUACUUAUUAUAAGUCUUUUGCUAAAGGUUUUUGGUGGUACCUAUCCCUAAACUCCAUCAUCCAUUGACUUUGUCUAGCUUCUGGAAGAACAUAUUUUCCAGCCCUCAUGAGAACACCUCCGCAUCAUUUGAGUGGGUUAGGAAAUUAAUUAGAAAUAUAAACAAACAUGGAAGUAGACUAAUUAAAAGUAGUGCACGCCUUUUUGGGAUUGGCUGGUGUGCCAAGAAAUUCAAACAAGAAUGAGAAAAGAAACAGAGAAAACGAGAUAGGCUUCUGUUUCCUUUACCACACUUCAUUGAAAAUUUCAAAGGCCUAUAGCUUAAGACUUGGCACAACAACUAUAUUAAAAUAAAACAGGACACUUAUUCCUUUUUCAUUUCAAUCCUUGUGCUUCCCCAUUUCAUUGAUGCUUGAGUUUCCUUGUCCCUCACUCUGAGCUUUUUCCUCCAAAAACAUGCAUACCCUUCUGCUUCAAUCGUUGUUUCCCUUGCUCUUGAUCACUUCCUUUCUUUCGAUCAACGUUGAGUUAAGUCUAAGCCAGUAUGAACAACAUACAAACUGCAGCGAAGAUAUUAACUGCGGUGGCAUCAGACUCUCAUACCCGUUUUGGGGAGUAAACCGAGCUAAUUACUGUGGUCUGCCAGGGUUCGAGGUUGAAUGCCUAGAGAAUGUCCCCAUGAUCAACAUAUCGAGUAUCAACUACAGAAUUCUUAAAACCGACCCUAGUGCUCCCUCUGUUACAGUUGCCAGGCAGGACUAUUGGGAAACUAUCUGUCCUCCGACUUAUGUCAACACCAACAUCAACUUCUCUCUGUUUGAUUAUACUUCAGGGCUUACAAACCUGACCUUUUACUACGGGUGCAGUACAAGUAUCCCGGGGCUUAACUCUAGUUCCCAGUCUUGCGAUACAAGCAACGACAAUGUUACGUAUGCCACGCGAAGUCCCCCAUCUGAUCCAGUUGCUAACGGCAUCUGUAAAAAUGGGGUCAAUGUUCCCGCUUUUAGGACAGCUGCUGUGACUCUAGAGGCCAAUCCAAUGACUCUCCAGGACGCGGUAGAUGGGGGCUUUGAAUUGGGAUUGCAGAUUGAUAAUGUUCAAUGCAACAGUUGUGUGGAAUCAGGAGGGAUGUGUGGGCUUAACACGACAACUGGUGGAUUCAGUUGCUUUUGCCUGGAUCAGGCCUAUGCAAGCGUAUGUACUGCAACUGCACCCGGAGCACAAGGAAAAAAGAAGGAAAUUGCAAUAGGUUUGGCUGUUGGUGGAUUUUCCGUAAUGGUAAUCAUUCUUUGUAUUAUAUGCAUAUCGAGAAGAAGAAUGGUCGUAUUUGUCAAGAAAUAUAAGAGGGAUGAGUUUGAUGUUGAGGCAUUUUUAAGGAACUAUGGAUCGCUUACUCCAAAGCGGUAUACCUAUGCAAAUGUCACGAAAAUGACAAACUCUUUCAGAGACAAAAUAGGUAAAGGUGGAUAUGGAACUGUGUACAAAGGCAGGCUACCUGAUGGGCUUCUGGUGGCGGUCAAAGUCCUAAGCGAGUCUAACGGUAAUGGAGAAGACUUUGUUAAUGAAGUUGCUAGCAUUGGUAGAACCUCCCAUGUCAACAUAGUCACUCUUUCUGGAUUCUGUUAUGAGCGGGACAAAAGAGCUUUGAUUUAUGAGUUCAUGCCUAAUGGAUCUCUGGAUAAUUUCAUACAUAAGCAUGGAUCUGAAAUGGCAAAUUUUCGAUUAGAAUGGAAGACACUAUCUGAAAUUGCAGUUGGUAUUGCACGAGGACUAGAAUACUUACACCGUGGAUGUAACACAAGAAUUUUGCAUUUUGACAUAAAGCCACAAAACAUUCUUUUGGACAAAGAUUUUUGCCCCAAGAUUGCUGAUUUUGGCCUUGCCAAACUAUGCAAAACGAAGGACAGUAUUGUAUCGAUGAUGGGCACAAGAGGAACUGCAGGAUACAUUGCACCAGAAGUGUUUAGCCGGAACUUUGGUGGAGUAUCUCACAAAUCUGAUGUUUACAGCUACGGUAUGUUGGUUCUUGAAAUGGUUGGAGCAAAAAAGAAUUUGGAUUCGGGAGUGUCUCAUACGAGUGAAAUGUUUCCAGAUUAUGUUUAUAAAGAUCUAGAGCUAGAAAAGGAUGAAAAUGCAUUUGGGGCAAUCACAGAGGAGGAAAAAGAAAUAGCAAGAAAGAUGGUAUUAAUAAGUCUGUGGUGCAUUCAGACCAUUCCUUCUGAUCGGCCAUCAAUGAGCAAAGUUGUAGAGAUGUUGGAAGGACCCCUUCAUUCCUUGCCAAUUGCACCCAAGCCUUUCUUGUCUUCUCCUACAAUAGCUGCAGAAGACUCUAUGACUACAGUAGCUGCAGAAGACUCUGUGACCACAUCCCAACCAUCUGAAAUGGACUAAGGCAAUUAGUUUCAUUAGAAGAUCUCUUGUAAGAAAGUUGGCUUGGUGAAAAUGAAACCGUUUUGAUUAUCCGAAAACUCAGAAUGAAAGCCGUUUUCAUUGAUUCUACUAUUUUUGUUUAAUAGAAAACUCUGUUUGUAGCCACUCUCCCCUUCGAGUGUAAUGUAUCCAUCCCAUUCUCACGGCAUGCCUAAGAGCGCGUUGGAGCAAGGUGGAAGGAAAUCGCUUGAGGCGUUAUUCUAUUUAGCAAGUUGCACGUUUAGCGUGACGAGUUUUGACGAGGCGUGACGAGUCGUGGUUAGGCGGACGAAGCGCAGCUGUUCUGCAAGCGGCUGCGAGAGGAAGAAGAUGAUCUCGCGUGUUUUUUUUAGGGUUCUUUGGGAAUGAAACGACUUCGUUUCAUAUAGUUAAUAAAACGCAUGUUCAGU
Messenger RNA from Prunus avium (sweet cherry), 3627 nucleotides. RefSeq names its product LEAF RUST 10 DISEASE-RESISTANCE LOCUS RECEPTOR-LIKE PROTEIN KINASE-like 2.5. Gene Ontology annotation, molecular function: ATP binding; protein kinase activity; polysaccharide binding. Gene Ontology annotation, biological process: protein phosphorylation. NCBI's taxonomy places the organism in Eukaryota, Viridiplantae, Streptophyta, Magnoliopsida, Rosales, Rosaceae. The record is from RefSeq and is a predicted model, not a curated record.